UCCUAUUUAUAGAAAUCAAUAACUUAAAUCUCUUACAAAAAGCUAAAGCUGCAAAAUGUUUUGCGUCUGCCGUGCAUUAAAAAGCUCUUAGGUUUUGGCCACAUUAUAUUAAUAAUAAAAAUUAAACUAAAACGGUUGAAACGAACAACUUGGAUAUGUCAAAGUGAAAAAUGUCUUUCUGAAAAACAAAGUCAGGUGAUUUGAUCCUAAACUCUUUCCGUAGAUUCAAGCCAUGCGUUCCAAGCCUCUUUCUGAAGCCGAAGCGCCUUUGUUUACAGUAGCAAUAUUGCAGUUGAGUGAAUUUUGUGCCAUCUACAGGUCAGGCAGUAGUGAGCAUGCGCAAGUCACAGUAAAUGCGGAUCUUUCGCGCGCUAUUAACAGUGUACUUUCACUGUGGAUUGUGCGCGGGUUUUUAAAUCGUCCCAUUUUGGUGUAGGCGGCAGAAAUGAGUUUGUGGGUUGAUAAAUACCGACCGACCUCUAUAUCUAAGUUGGACUUCCACAAAGAACAAGCAGCAAAGCUUCGGAAUUUGGUACAAUGUGGGGAUUUUCCUCAUCUCCUUGUAUUUGGUCCAUCAGGAGCAGGGAAAAAAACAAGAAUAAUGUGCUUGUUACGAGAGUUAUACGGGGCUGGAGUCGAAAAACUGCGAAUUGAACACCAGACAAUAACUGCUCCAUCCAAAAAGAAAAUUGAAAUCAGUACAAUAGCAAGCAACUAUCACUUAGAGGUUAAUCCAAGCGAUGCUGGCAACAGUGAUCGUGUUGUAAUUCAAGAGUUAUUAAAGACUGUUGCGCAGUCUCAGCAGCUUGAGACAAGCACCCAAAGAGACUUUAAAGUUGUCCUCUUAACUGAAGUUGACAAGCUUACUAAAGAUGCUCAGCAUGCUUUAAGGAGAACAAUGGAGAAAUAUAUGUCUACGUGCAGACUUAUACUAUGUUGCAAUUCUACAUCAAGAGUAAUUUCUCCAAUUCGCAGUAGAUGUUUGGCAAUCCGUGUUCCAGCUCCAAGUGUUGAAGAGAUUUGCUCAGUUUUGUUCAGUGUCUGCAAAAAAGAAGGAUUGAUUCUCCCUCAGGAACUUGCACGCAAGAUUGCUGAAAAAUCUGGUCGAAAUCUCAGAAAAGCCCUAUUGAUGUGUGAGGCAUGUCGUGUUCAACAGUAUCCCUUCAGUUCUGAUCAAGACUUGCCAGAAACGGACUGGGAAGUAUAUGUAAAGGAGACCGCUAAUGCCAUUGUUAGUCAACAAUCCCCUCAAAGGUUGUUUGAAGUUCGUGGUCGACUUUAUGAACUUUUGACUCACUGUAUACCUCCUGAGAUCAUAAUGAAGCAUUUGUUAUCGGAACUACUUAACAACUGCGAUGGCCAGCUGAAAGGUGAGCUGGCACAGAUGGCUGCGUUCUAUGAGCAUCGAUUACAACUUGGAAGCAAAGCAAUCUAUCACCUGGAAGCAUUUGUGGCAAAGUUUAUGGCAAUUUAUAAAAAAUUCAUGGAGGAUGGACUUGAAGCUAUGAUGUUUUAACUCUCUUUAGUUGUCUAUACUGUCUUCUUACAUAUAACAGUUCUUAGCUCGUGUUUUAACAUCUUGUAGUUUGAUGGAAGACUGCCAGUAAUUUUGCCUGCAUAGGUGAACACCAGACUAACAGGUUUGGUGGAUAAAUACUUUUUUUUUUUUUUUUUUUUUUCUUCUUUCUUUUUUUUUAAAACCCAGAAAAUUGUCAGAGCAUAAUCACUUAAGUAUAUAAAUGUAUAUUAAUUUUGAGCUCCUAGCCUGCCUUUACCAUUGACAAGUAGGUAUAUAUUAUAGACGGCCAGGAACUAUACAACCUGCAACUGGUUGUAUCACUUAAGUAAUUCUACAUACACAAUAACACUUCAGUCUCUCUGUGGCAUUGAGCAGUUUGUAACAGACUCUGUUUUGACUAUUCUGGUUGGCAGCUAAUUUUAUGUUUGUCAACCCCUAGUUUAAAUUGCCCACUUGACUGUGUUGGCAAAAAUACUGCUUUUCAUGCUGGCUUUCUGUUCUUGUCACACAAUGCAAUGCAAGAACCUUUUGGAUAAAGGAUAACUUGAAAUAUUUUUCUACAUUAGAAUUUAAUGGAUCAGGAUAAUACCUAAAGAUUGGUGUUUAUAAAUAUAAUUCUGUGUAGCUUUCCUUACUGCAUAUUUAAAAAACAAACAAAACAAAAACUCUGAUUAGAUUACUGAUUUCUCAUUUCUGUAUAUUGACAAAUAUUGCAUUUAUUAUAAAAUAUGGUAAAUUUAAAGUAUUAAAAGUCUUUUUGCCUGUA
This is a messenger RNA of Bombina bombina (fire-bellied toad), 2285 nucleotides long. It is a transcript of the gene RFC3, whose product is annotated as replication factor C subunit 3. Gene Ontology annotation, cellular component: nucleus; DNA replication factor C complex. The record is from RefSeq and is a predicted model, not a curated record. Bases 446 to 1516 code for a protein of 356 amino acids. Gene Ontology annotation, molecular function: ATP hydrolysis activity; DNA clamp loader activity; DNA binding. The transcript has 9 exons. NCBI's taxonomy places the organism in Eukaryota, Metazoa, Chordata, Amphibia, Anura, Bombinatoridae. Gene Ontology annotation, biological process: DNA repair; DNA-templated DNA replication.